This is a messenger RNA of Archocentrus centrarchus (flier cichlid), 1016 nucleotides long. Its product is annotated as trypsin-2-like. The record is from RefSeq and is a predicted model, not a curated record. The transcript has 5 exons. Lineage: Eukaryota; Metazoa; Chordata; Actinopteri; Cichliformes; Cichlidae. The coding region runs from base 89 to 832 and encodes 247 amino acids. Gene Ontology annotation, biological process: proteolysis. Gene Ontology annotation, molecular function: serine-type endopeptidase activity.
GGUCACAUAGAAGGUAAGAUAUAAAUGCAGUGAAUAACAGGUCACUCACAUCCAGUCUGGUCCUAGGAAGGCCUGAGCCAGCCAAAAGAUGAUUGGCCUGAUUGUUUUCAUGAUCCUGGGCGCUGCAGCUGCAGCCCCUAUGGAUGAUAAGAUUGUGGGAGGCUACGAGUGUCCAGCUCACUCUCAACCCUGGCAAGCUUCCCUCAAUAUCGGCUACCACUUUUGUGGCGGCUCCCUUAUUAACGACCAGUGGAUCGUUUCUGCUGCCCACUGCUGGCAAAACCCCUAUUCUCAGAUUGUCAUUUUGGGUGACCAUCACAUCUGGAAUCAUGAGGGCACAGAGCAGUUCAUGUCAGUUGACGCCAUCUACUGGCAUGAGAGUUAUGAUUACCAGACCCUAGACUAUGACAUCAUGCUGAUGAAACUGGCACACCCUGUCACUGUGAACCAGUAUGUCAAGCCUAUUGCUCUGCCCAAAGCCUGUCCCACAGCUGGGGAUAUGUGCACAGUGUCUGGAUGGGGGAACAUCUACUCUGAUGAAGUGUUCAACCCAUUUCAGCUACAGUGCGUAGAAGUCCCCAUUCUGUCUGAUAAGGACUGUGAAAACUCCUACCCUGGCAGGAUUACUGACCGCAUGGUGUGUGCCGGAUACCUGGAGGGGGGCAAGGAUGCUUGUCAGGGUGACUCUGGUGGCCCACUGGUGUGUAAUGCGGAGCUGCAGGGAAUUGUCUCUUGGGGCUGGGGCUGUGCUGAGCCUGACCGUCCAGGUGUUUACACCAAAGUCUGUUCUCUGAUGUCCUGGAUCAAUGACAUUCUUUCCAGAUACAGCUAGACUGUGAUCUCCCAUCACAGAACUACAUGAGAGAGGGGGAACCAGAGAGACUGAAAUUGAAGGAGACAGAGACCGGAGGUGGUUGUGUGUAGUGUCAGAAAGAAGAGCAGCAGGAGGGUGGCCAAAAGAGAGUCACAAGGAGAAACUGAUGCGAGGGGAAUAAAAUCGACUUUUUUGUGAUGCA